Molecule: messenger RNA, 609 nt
Organism: Sclerotinia trifoliorum
Lineage: Eukaryota; Fungi; Ascomycota; Leotiomycetes; Helotiales; Sclerotiniaceae
Source: the annotation of a GenBank genome assembly
AUGCCCGUAGUGUAUACUCUAGAUGAAUCGAUUACAGCAACGUUCGCUGAGCUGGACGCCGUCAAAUCUACCAUUAUGGGAUGCCUCUAUCACUUGUUAGAUCCUGACAACGCAUAUUGGCGCGAAGCCAUUCUGGAGGAGCUCAACAAGCUGUAAGAGCAAGAGGGGAACAUGGGUGUGAAGCUCAUGCAAGCUCCAAUCCUGGACAGCUUCAUGUGGGAGUCUCUGCGUUUCGAGCCGCCCGGGCCACUCAUCAAUAACGCAGCCAUGAAAGAUUUCGAACUGUAUUACCAAGGCCAGACAUACAAGAUCAAAGCCGGCACGCGCAUUGUGUCGAGCAUCCACGCGCUGCAUCAACACAAGGAGAGCUGGCGCGUAAUAGCAGGUGACAUGGCACCCUUGACUGUCUUCGAACCUAGUCGGUUCUUAAAGUACGGCGACAAGCUUCUCGGGUCAUCUUGGUUCAUGCCUUUUGGAAAAGGACCCCGCCGUUGUCCAGGUCAAGCAGCGGCUGCCUUGAUGGUCAAGACAUUCCUCAAGGUUUUCAUACAGAGAGACUGGAAGAACUGCAGAACGGUUUAUCCGGAAAAUCAAACUAAGGAUUCGUAG